AUGCGGUUGCACGUCAUGGCGGGGCAGGGCUUUGGAAAAGUCCAAGAAAAACGAGAGACUCCUGUCAAGGAGGGAAAGAAGGGCAAGAAGGCACAGCGUAAGCCAAAGGAGGCCACGCAGCAGAAACCAGCGCCAAAGGAGCAGCGCAGCAUCGAGGAGCGGUUUCUGACCAAGUCAGAAGCCAAGGCCAAGGGCGAGGAUGAGCCGGCAGUCGCCUUCCAGAAACGCUUGGAAGCUCUGAAGCGCGACUCCCGCGCCAAAAUGAAGGAGAGGGGUCCGUCUGCAGCUGAGGGUGGAGGCCCCCUGAGCAUUCUGGAUGCGUCGCCGGAUUUUUCUGCACCCCCCGCGUCCUCUUCAAGCGCUGGCGGCAGGGCGCAAUUGCCGCGACGGCCGUCAGCCGACAGCCGACGCGCCGAAGCGAGCGCUGAAGAGGAGGCCGGCUUUGGCCCUGGACAGUUUGUUCUGGGGGCGGGCGCGCUCAUCCUGGCAGCGGUCUUUGCAGUCACCAGCUUCAGUGAUCUGGGCGGCGGCCCUCAACAGUCCCAAUCCAGCCAGCAGGAGCGCAAGUUGGGAGAUCAGGAGAGGAAGGACUUGGAGAGGGAGGUUGCUGAGCUGGAGGCGCAGCUGAGCGGGGGGACCGCUGACUCAUCCACCCUUCGGCGCGCGGCCGGGGCGUAUGCUGCGCUGGGGGACAGCGCCAAAUCAGGCGCUGCCCUGGAAAAGCUGACUGGACAGGACCCCAGUGACCUGGCCGCCUGGCAGGCUUUGGGGGAGGUACGCAGCGGGGCAGGGGAUUUCAAGGGGGCGGUGGCAGCAUACAAGCGCGCAGCAGCGGAGGCUCCCGAGCCAGAUUUGACGCUGAUGCAAGGGCUAGCUGAGGCAUUAGUCGCGGAUGGGCGCCAGCAGGAAGCUGCCGCCUACCUGCUGGAGCAGCGGAAGCUGGCGGAAUCCGGCAAGGGGCUGGACGCUGUGAACCUCGACCUCCUGCUUGGGCGGGUGUACACAGAGUGGGACAGGCACGAUGCAGAGGCGAUGGAGGUGUAUGACCGGAUCAUUGAUAAGAACCCGUCGGACUUCAGAGGGUAUCUGGCAAAGGGAGUGCUUCUCCGCAGGGAGGGCCGCAAGGGAGAUAUGCAGCGCGCAUUCCUGCAGGCCAGAUAUAACGCAUCCCCUGAAGCCAUGCCGGUUCUGGACAGAGUCAUUGGGAACACGAAUGGCCGUUUAUGA
Molecule: messenger RNA, 1227 nt
Organism: Coccomyxa subellipsoidea C-169
Lineage: Eukaryota; Viridiplantae; Chlorophyta; Trebouxiophyceae; Coccomyxaceae
Exons: 7
Coding region: 1-1227 (408 amino acids)
Molecular function (GO): protein binding
Source: RefSeq, a predicted model, not a curated record